Impatiens glandulifera is the source of this 1167-nucleotide messenger RNA. Its product is annotated as wall-associated receptor kinase-like 8. The coding region runs from base 1 to 1167 and encodes 388 amino acids. The transcript has 6 exons. NCBI's taxonomy places the organism in Eukaryota, Viridiplantae, Streptophyta, Magnoliopsida, Ericales, Balsaminaceae. The record is from RefSeq and is a predicted model, not a curated record.
AUGGAAAUUGGGGAAGACUGUUAUAAUGAGUCUCAAGCCGAUCUAGGAUUGUCAACGGGUACAUUCGUUGUCUCAACCACCGAAAACAAGUUCACAGCUUUGGGAUGCGAUACGUAUGGGCAAAUGGCGACCCGGCGGGAAGGCAUGAACUUUUUCACCGCCUGCACGGCCUACUGUGCCAACCUCGCCGACGUUCAAGACGGAAGGUGCGACGGUAUAGGGUGUUGUCAAGCAGCGAUUCCUCAGAAUACACAGCAUUUGCAAAGUCGAGUUCUCAGUUUUCACAAUCAUUCCAAUGUGGUCGACUUUAAUCCUUGCGGUUAUGCAUUUGUUGCGGCUACGAGCGUUUACCAUUUCUCAAGCAAACACCUCAAGGAAAAGCCGCCUAAGGAGGACCGACCGGUGGUGCUCGAAUGGGCUGUAAGUAACAAGACUUGCAAAGAGGCGGCCAAGGAUGUUCAAACUUAUGCUUGCAACGGUCAAAACAAGGAAUGCUUGGACGUUCAGAAUGGGGUAGGUUAUAGGUGCAAAUGCAUCGACGGAUUCAAUGGGAACCCCUAUCUCUUUUAUGGUUGUGAAGAUAUUAACGAAUGCAGCGACCCAAAGUUGAAUGACUGUGUGGAAAUCUGUAAGAAUGAACAGGGAGUCCUCAUUGUUCAUGUCCGUGGGGAUAUCACGGCAAUGGAAGCAAAGCUGGCACUGGCUGUUCAUAGGUACUGGGAUCGCCAUAAUAUUCUUAUUCAGGGUGUUUAUCUGGAUGCAUCAUUUGGUAAAGAAACAAAAUCUGAUGAAACUCAGACAAAGCUUCUUUCAACGAAACGGGGGCUUCAUCAUGAAAAACCAACUCUCAUCUACUCAAGGAAUGAUCUCGAUGUUGCCGUUCUGCCCAAUGAAGCUCCGUCACCCCCUGUUCAACCGAAAUCUGUUGAGGAUGUAGGUGAGGACAUUGAAGAUGAAUCACUCCUUCUUGAACAGGAAGAUGUAGAGGCUGUAUUUCAGCACAGUCAAGCCAAUGACGUUCUGUACGAAGGUGCACCUGGUAAUAUCACCCGUCAAUUACUUCGUUCAAUGAAAAUGGGUCAAGAAAUUUCGAGCGAAUUGAUUGACGCUUGGUUAAUAUGCAGCAUGAUGCCACCUUAUUUUCCCAAUCCAUUGAAGAAGACAUGA